Molecule: messenger RNA, 1836 nt
Organism: Penicillium bovifimosum
Lineage: Eukaryota; Fungi; Ascomycota; Eurotiomycetes; Eurotiales; Aspergillaceae
Product: alkaline phosphatase
Exons: 3
Coding region: 1-1836 (611 amino acids)
Biological process (GO): dephosphorylation
Molecular function (GO): alkaline phosphatase activity
Source: RefSeq, a predicted model, not a curated record
AUGCGAGCUUUCUCAAUCUCCGCACUCGCAUGUUUCGUCUUAUGCACAGCUGCUCAAACAUUCCAGCGGCUGGGUGGUUGUCCUGAUUUGGGAUGCAUAUUUCCGCCUGAUCAAGUGGAUUUCCUAGCCGGUCAGUACUUCGAUAUCCGCCUCGAAGUGCACUCACCCGUCAAUGGUUCCGAGGCGCGCGUCGGAGAGCCGGACGAAAACUUCACAUUCACUAUCGCCAAGAAGGGCAAGAAGCCGGUUCCUGCCACAUUAUACUUCAACCUCGAUGAACCAAAGCUAGAAAGGUGGAACUUCACGUGGUACGAAGAUCUGUUCGCACAGGACGCAAGCAAACCAUCCCUCGUCAAUGUCACCUCCAAGAUCUAUAGACGAGUCGCCCUGUACGAACCUGGCGAAUACGAGGCAACUUUGAGUUACUAUGGAGAACAAAGGACAGUAGCCAACUGGCUUGUCCGCGAUCUUCCCCCAAAGCGGCGCGCGAAGAACGUGGUCAUGUUCAUCGGGGACGGAAUGACAACGAAUAUGAUCACUGCCGCGCGCCUCAUUGCCCACCGCAGCGUCAAUGGCAAAUAUAUGACGAAAAUGGCAUUGGAUAAGUUUCCCGUGCUGGGUCAUCAGAUGACGCACUCCAUGGACUCGUUCAUCACAGAUUCCGCCAACUCGGCGACAGCGCUUUACUCCGGCCACAAGACUACCGUCAAUGCUCUGAAUGUCUAUGUGGACUCUUCCAGUGAUCCCUUCGACGACCCGAGAUUCGAGACAAUCUCGGAAGUUUUCCGCCGUCGAUACCCGAACAGCGGUGUUGGUAUCGUGUCGACUGCCUUCCUCGCGGAUGCUACCCCUGCGGGACUGGCUGCACACACCAGCAACCGUGGCGAAUAUGAUCAUGUCAUCGGCGCCUAUUAUGAAGGUCUGAAAGACCACGAGUGGACAGACUGGGAUGGCCCCGAUGUGCUGCUUGGGGGUGGCGCAGAGGAUUUCCUUGAGAGCGAGAAAACACGCGAUUACUACAAGCUCUUCGCCGAAAAGGGCUAUAAUAUAGCCUGGAACAACACGGCGCUGGACAGUGCCCCAGACAAUGAGAAGCUGUUAGGUGUUUUCCAGAAAUCCAAUCUCGCAACUUGGCUCGAUCGCAACGUAUACCAAGCCAACCUGCUCAACCAGAGCAAUUAUCCCGACGGGUCCGGUCGCGACGCAGAGGAUCUCCCCGGACUCAGAGACAUGACCCUCAAGGCCAUCGAUGUCCUCGACAAGCGCCACAAAAAGGAUGGAUGGUUCCUCAUGUCCGAGGCCGCCAGCAUCGACAAGCAGAUGCACACACUGGACUAUGACCGGGCCCUCGGCGAGCUACUCGAACUUGAUGACACCAUCCGGGCAACAAUCGAGAAACUCGAGCGACUGGGACAGUUAGAAGAUACCCUCAUCGUCGUCACAGCCGACCACGGCCACGGCUUCGACGUCACGGGCUCGGUGGAUACAAAGUACAUGGACGCCCAGGACAACGAUCGCAGCAAGCGUAACGCAGUUGGAUACUACGGAAAGUCCGGUCUAUCGCAGUACACAGUCGCUGGUCCCAACUCCUUGCAGUACUCGGAGGGUGUCCACUUCCCAGCCCGCUGGGACCCGAGAUACACGCUGCACUCGGGUGUUACUGCGUUCCCUGAUCGAAGGGAAAAUUAUCAGGUCCACAGCGAGGGUCCCCGCACACCUGCUGAGGCGGCAGAUAACGAGAAGAACGGGUACUUCGCCAGCUACAAGGAUGCAGUUACUGGAUUUGUGGUCAAUGGAACAUUGCCUCUUGAUAAGGGGGAGGGGUCCACUCGUUGA